AAAAAAAAAACAAAAAAAAAACAAAAAAUGGAUAUGAGGAAAAACAAAAGCAACACUGAGCGAAGGACAAAGAUGACUCCAACAUCAUCCAAGGACCGUCACCGUCGCAUCCGGCUUCCGGUGACCUGUGCUGCUCAAGUUUUCCAGCUGACACAAGAGCUAGGCUUCAAGACUGACGGCGCAACCGUAGGUUGGCUCCUUCGUAAUGCCGAGCCAGCCAUCUUGGCCGCCACGGGCCACGGCCUUGACACCACCUCUAAUGACACCCCGAGUGAUUUUAACCACUCAUAUAUGAAUAGUUAUAAUUUCCAUGGUAAUCAUAUCUUUUACAAUUCUCCUAUCGAUAACUCUGUUCAUUAUGCGGACACAAGUGGUCUUGUUAGCCAUCCCCGUGAGAACAUUACUGGUCAUCAGUUUCCGGGCGCUUCAACCAGUUUUCCAGACUUGAUGGUGAAUCACUAUAGGCCUGGCCAUGGUAUGUUACGCCCCUCAGUGCCUCAGCCGCAACCGCAGCAGCAACCACUGUCUGAUGACUUUGAUGAGGUGGAGACGGUGAUGGGUGAGCAAGGCUAUUACCAGCCUCGAGAGUGAUGAUUGGCGUUAGAGAUGUUUUAUAUUGUUCAACUUGGUUUGGUUUUAUUUUGGUUGCUAUUUGCAUUUUUUUUUUCGAGUUUAAGAUGAAUAAAUUGUAACCAAACCGGCCAGUUUUGACUUCUUUUGGAUUCAGUUCAAUUUCAAAGUUUCA
Capsella rubella is the source of this 745-nucleotide messenger RNA. Its product is annotated as transcription factor TCP15. Bases 28 to 591 code for a protein of 187 amino acids. Lineage: Eukaryota; Viridiplantae; Streptophyta; Magnoliopsida; Brassicales; Brassicaceae. The transcript has a single exon. Gene Ontology annotation, molecular function: DNA-binding transcription factor activity; sequence-specific DNA binding. Gene Ontology annotation, cellular component: nucleus. The record is from RefSeq and is a predicted model, not a curated record.